CCCUCCUCUCCUCUGUUCUCUAUCUUUCGCUGUGCACGGUCGCGCCACUUCCGCCGCUAAUGUUGCGUGGCCUGCAGGAGCGGGUAGUCUAGUCCCGAUCAGGCAAUUCCCCGUGCGCGGAAUAUAACUCUUCUUCUGGUAAUUCUCUGCACUGUUGUAGAUAGUUGAUGCAUUAGUAGAGAGAUGUGUGUUGAUAGUAGUUGUAUUGUCAUCUACUUGUUCUUAUGUCAAUCAACAUCAUCAUCAUCCUCAUCAUCUCUAUUCAAAUGAACAGACACAGUUAUAUAUAUACACACACAGAGACAACAGACCUCCCGGUCUUAGGCCUCUUCUCCGUCAAGUACCUCGCUAGUCGUGUUCAAAUAAGAAAUCUCCCGGUGGCUGCCUGCUCCUGUCUGUACUUGAUAAGCCACCCUCAUCGCCACGGCCACGUCGCCGGAGGAGAUGUGUAUUAUUACUGUGUUGUUGUUGCUGUUGUUCUUUAUAUGUGCUGUUUGUUGUUUGUUGUUGUUGUUGUUGUUGUUGUUGUUGUUGUUGUUUGUUGUAUGUCUAGUAUAUCUGCUGUCUAUACAUCUACACUCUCAAUACUCAACUACUCAACUACUACCCUCCUCGUAUCUACUAUCUCCACCAGGUCGUGCGCAACCAUGUGCCAGACGGGAGGUCGUGCGCCGGUCGUGCCCUGCCCAGACUGCUGCCUCCGCCUUAUCAAUCCUAUCGCCUGCUAUCUGAUUAAACCAUCGCCCGUUGCUCGUUCUGGUAUUUUUUGCCUGCUCGCUCGUACGAUGGCCCUUAUGUCCAUGCUGCUGCUGGUGCUCUGAUGUCCCUGCCACGUCGCUGUCGUAGUUGCCAUCUGUGCGCUCGCUUCUUGUCUGUGUUCUGUUGUUCCUAUAGUCCUAUGCUCUAUCUCUAUAUCUAUCUCUAUAUCCAUCUCGGGUCUAUGCUACUUCUACAGCCAUCAGACCACGUCAACUGCUCAAUCAGUCAAUAGUCACCUCAGCCAUGCGGCACAGACACCCACAGACACCCACCCAGCACCAGCGGCGGCGGAGGCGCACGACGGCGCCGGAGUUAGAGUCACCGCUGAGGCCUCUUGCUGUCCAACAAUGCCCCGCUGCUCCUGUAUUCUUCUACCAUAUCGUCAUCAUAAGAAUAAUAGCAUGAUUGUAGUCGUAUAUAUCUGCAUUGACUUCAUAUGUAGUAUAUUGAUAGUGUCUGUUGGU
Molecule: messenger RNA, 1223 nt
Organism: Myxozyma melibiosi
Lineage: Eukaryota; Fungi; Ascomycota; Lipomycetes; Lipomycetales; Lipomycetaceae
Exons: 1
Coding region: 225-821 (198 amino acids)
Source: RefSeq, a predicted model, not a curated record